AUGGCGGAGGUUCAGGAGAGGGAGGCUCUCCGAGACGGGGAAGGCGAAGAAGAGAAACAAGAAAGCGAUUUCAGAAGGGCAUCAGACGGGUGUAUAGAGAUCCGAAAUGACACACGGGAACGUGAUGCCAAAAGUGGGUACGAUGAGCCCGUGGUGGCGGCGUCUGAACAAUUCCCAUCGGAAAGCCUGUGCAAAAAUAGCAGGACACCCUGCAAAGACGAAUUGGCAUCACACAUCACUGGGGAGGAGUGCAGUGAUGAAUCAACAGAUGAAUCCAAGUCCAAAGAAAACUGUCGGGACAAUGAUGAGAACAAGGAGAAUCGUGACAUCCCCGGCAUGUGUGGACUGACAGUGGCAGACCCCUCACCAGAACGCGUGGCCAGGCUGAAGAAAGCAGCAAACGCUGUGGCGUCUCAGGUAACACAGACUCAGGUAGGGACAGACAAGGAGGCAGCGCAGAAGAACAGGGAGGACGGCUGUGUCGCUGUUGUGUUCCCCGGCACAGUCACGCAGGACAGCUGCUGCAAGUUUGUCUGCGAGAUUCUUAAGUGUGUCCUCUACCAGCGGCAGCAGCUGCCCAUGACUUACGACCAGCUGGUGUUCUUUCAGAAGAGGCAGCAAGCAGCCAGUUCGAGUGAGGAGGGGGUGGGCUGGAAGCCGGCAAAGCCCAAUGGCUGGGACUGGCGCAGGUGCCAGCGCACGCUGCAGGAGCUGGAGGAGGUGCUGCAGCAGCUGGAGACAUUCUUCUCCCUCAGCCUGGUGCCGCGGGUCCUUCUGCUGCUGGGGGGAACCAUCAUGCUGCCCAAAGAGUUGUAUGAGGUCAACAUGGAGAACCUGACCCCUGGGGCUGGAGAGAGCAGCCUGCGCACCUCCGCCUGCCUGCGCCAGAUCUUCCGCACCCUGUUCGUGGCCGACAUCCUGUCGGACGCUCGGCCCGUCCGCCUCAUGGCUACCACCGUCAUGGUGCUGGGUCACCGGAAUUGUGGCGUGGGCUGGUUCCGGCCAAAGCUGGACUACCGGGUGCCGACACGGGUGAAGAGGCAGGUCAUCUCCCUGUCCUGUGACCCCUCGCUCAGCGGUCUGCUUCAGGGACAGCCGGCAGACUGGGAGGACUAUGUGUGGUUCCAAGCCCCAGUGACAAUCAAGGGGUUUUGCAAAUGAUGCACUUGAGAAAGGGAAGCAGUUUUUAAAUUAAAUGGCUUUGAGACUGGAAAGAUUUGGGAGGGAGGUGGAGGGGGUUAAAGGCAUUAGUGACUUCCUCACCCUUUCUUUG
Molecule: messenger RNA, 1273 nt
Organism: Megalops cyprinoides (Indo-Pacific tarpon)
Lineage: Eukaryota; Metazoa; Chordata; Actinopteri; Elopiformes; Megalopidae
Product: MAD2L1 binding protein
Exons: 3
Coding region: 1-1161 (386 amino acids)
Biological process (GO): regulation of exit from mitosis
Cellular component (GO): nucleus
Source: RefSeq, a predicted model, not a curated record